This is a messenger RNA of Neopelma chrysocephalum (saffron-crested tyrant-manakin), 509 nucleotides long. Its product is annotated as 28S ribosomal protein S18b, mitochondrial-like. NCBI's taxonomy places the organism in Eukaryota, Metazoa, Chordata, Aves, Passeriformes, Pipridae. Gene Ontology annotation, cellular component: mitochondrion. Gene Ontology annotation, biological process: mitochondrial translation. The annotation marks the transcript as partial. The transcript is spliced from 3 exons. The record is from RefSeq and is a predicted model, not a curated record. Gene Ontology annotation, molecular function: structural constituent of ribosome.
AUUGUCCGCGGGGGCCCGUGUGUGGCGCAGUUUUUAUUCGGGGGCGCUCUGCGCACGCGCGGCCGCCGCGGGCGGGAGCCCCGCCCGGCAAAAUGGCGCCCGGGGCGUGAGGGGAGGAGUGGGCGGGGCCUGAGCGUGAGGCGGGAAGAUGGCGCUGGGCCGCGCGGCCGCGGCGCUGAGGGCGGCGGCGGCGGCGGCGGCGGCGCUGAGACCGGCGGGGACCCCGCUGUGGGCGCGGGACCACCCCCGGCUCUGCAGCUCCCAAGAAGCCCCAAAAUCCUCCGAGGAGCCCAAAGGCCCCAAAGAACCCCCGUCCCGGUACCUGGAGCGGCCCUGGGAGUACCUGGAGAGCGAAGAGUACCGCGUGACCUACGGGGACAGGCCCGUCUGGUUCGGCUACAAGCGCAACCACAAGGGAGCCAUCCCCCCCCAGCGCACACGCAAGGCCUGCCUGGUCAGACUGGGGGCACUGGGAGGGACUGGGGGCACUGCAGGGGGAGUGGGGGGCA